AUGUCGCUCUUGCUGGAAAAGCCGCUUCUGCGCGAGGCGGUCCGACUCGCCGACGAGGGCACCGAGACCGCCGACCCGAUCGCAGCCUUCGCCGCCUCUCAGCUGAAAGUCGUGCGCGGCCUGCCCGCGGAGACGCUUCUCGCGCCGAUUGAGGCGGAAGUAGACGACGAGAGCGACGAAGACGAGGCCAAGGCUCGCGAGGAGGGCCCGGCCGCGACCUCCGACGAGGCAAUCGACGGCACCUCGCCCGGCGACUACUCCGCGCAGCACGCGCUGGCCAGCGGCAGGCUUCACGCGGCAAGGGCCGAGGCUGCAGCGCUCUCGCAGGCUUCGCCGCAGCCGAGCCGAGCCGAGCGAGGCGUGGCUGCGCUGCGGUCGCACUGGCGUGUGGUCGGCGUGGACUCGGCGCGGUCCGGGGCGUGGGAGCGGCGCUACUCGCUGCGGGUCCAACUUGCCGGAGGCGGCGAGGCGGCGGAGGAGCAGGAGGAGGAGGCGGCGGGGGAGGAGGCGGCGGGGGCGGAGGGGGCGGGGGAGGAGGCGGCGGCGGCGGCGGCAGCGGCGGCGGAGGCGGAGGCGGAGGCGGAGGCGGUGGCGGUGGCGGCAAUGGCGGUGGCGGUGGCGGAGGCGGUGGCGGGUUGGGCAGUGCAGCUCCGCUUCCGCCUCGACGCCGUCGCAGCUCAGUGGAGCUACCCGCGCCUCUCGGUGCACUGGGAGUACUUGACGGGCGACGCGAGCGCGCAUGGUGGCGCGGGGCCGGCGGCGCUCGUGGAGCUGCGCGCGCUGGUGCCGCGAGAGGGGCGGGGAGGGGCGGGCGGCGAGGCGGUGGCGGCUGGCGCGUGCCUGAGCGUGGCGGGUGGGCCCGCGGGCUGCGAACUCUUCCUCACGCCUCUCUGCGGCGUGAGCGAGCUGGCGGCGGCGACGGGCCAGCGUCUCCCGGCGGCGGCGAGCGGCGGCGCGGUGCGCCCCGCCGCCCCCGCCACGCUGCUGCGAGGGCUCACGGGGGAGGUCGACGUGCGCAGCGUGGGCGGGGUGGUGCAGGCGCUGCUGGGCCGCACGCUCCUCUCUGCUCUCGCGGCGACCGCCGACGCUCUCGGCUUGCAGGCGGACCUCUCACUCGAGGGUGGCGAGCUGACCGCCCGCCGCCCUUCGCCGCGGUGGGGCGGCCCGAGCGGCGGCGCGGGGCCGUGGGUGCGCGUGGCGCUGGUCGCGUCGGCCGGCGCAGCGGCGCCGUCAAGCGAGGGCGCGGAGGGGGUAGGCGGCGGCCAUGGCCCUCUGCUCGACGUUAGCUCGAGCGAGACGGGGGGGGCGCUGAUGCGGCCGCACGAGGUCGCUCGGCUAGAGGGCGGCACGACGCUCGCGCAGCUGUCGCUGCUGCUCCGGCGCGUGCUGCUGCGGUGA
Messenger RNA from Emiliania huxleyi CCMP1516, 1398 nucleotides. RefSeq lists its product as hypothetical. The record is from RefSeq and is a predicted model, not a curated record. The transcript is spliced from 7 exons. Bases 1 to 1398 code for a protein of 465 amino acids. NCBI's taxonomy places the organism in Eukaryota, Haptophyta, Isochrysidales, Noelaerhabdaceae.